GCGAGGACUCGGGGGUCGUUUGGCGCGGUGGCCCGGCACCUCUCAAGAGCGCCAUGAGGUCGGUUAGCUACGUGCAGCGCGUGGCCCUGGACUUCAGCGGGAGCCUUUUCCCGCACGCCAUCUGCCUCGGAGACGUCGAUAACGACACAUUAAAUGAACUGGUAGUGGGAGACACCAGUGGGAAACUGUCUGUGUAUAAGAAUGAUGACAGCCGGCCAUGGCUCACCUGCUCCUGCCAGGGAAUGUUGACUUGCGUUGGCGUCGGAGAUGUGUGUAAUAAAGGAAAGAACCUGGUGGUGGCAGUCAGUGCAGAGGGCUGGCUUCACUUAUUUGACCUGACAUCCACCAAGGCUCUGGAUGCUUCUGGGCACCAUGAAACUCUUGGAGAGGAGCAGCGUCCUGUCUUCAAGCAGCACAUCCCGGCCAACACCAAGGUCAUGCUGAUCAGUGACAUCGAUGGAGAUGGGUGGUACGAGUUGGUGGUAGGAUACACAGACCGUGUGGUACGGGCCUUCCGCUGGGAAGAGAUGGCCGAGGGGCCUGAACACCUGACAGGGCAGCUGGUGUCCCUCAAGAAGUGGAUGCUGGAGGGUCAGGUAGACAGUCUCUCUGUGACCCCGGGGCCUCUGGGUGUGCCUGAGCUGGUUGUAUCGCAGCCAGGGUGUGCUUAUGCAGUUCUACUAUGUACCUGGAACAAGGACACUGGCUCCCCUCCUGCCUCUGAGGAGGCCACAGGAGACAGUAGGGAAACCCCGGCUGCUCGAGACAUAGUGGUGCACCAGACGUCUGGCCGGAUCCACAACAAGAACGUCUCCACUCACCUGAUUGGCAACAUCAAACAAGGUCAUACCCCUGAAACUGGUAACUCAGGCCUCUUUGCCCUGUGCACCCUAGAUGGGACGCUAAAGCUGAUGCAAGAAGCAGAUAAGCUGCUGUGGUCUGUACAGGUGGAUCACCAGCUCUUUGCCCUGGAGAAGCUGGAUGUCACGGGCAAUGGGCUUGAGGAGGUGGUGGCAUGUGCCUGGGAUGGGCAGACAUAUAUCAUCGAUCACAACCGCACCGUGGUCCGCUUCCAAGUGGAUGAAAAUAUCCGAGCCUUCUGUGCAGGCCAAUAUGCCUGCAAAGAUGGCCGCAACAGCCCCUGCUUGGUAUAUGUCACUUUCAAUCAGAAGAUCUACGUGUACUGGGAUGUGCAGCUGGAGCGGAUGGAGUCCACUAAUCUGUUGAAGCUGCUGGAGGCUGAGCCUGAGUACCACAGCCUGCUGCAGGAGCUGGGUGUGGAUCCUGAUGACCUCCCUGCGGUCUGUACCCUGCUUCAGCAGACUCUCUACCACCCGGACCAGCCACCACAGUGCACCCCCUCAGGCUGCCAGGACCCCACCUAGCUGGGCUUGGCCAGUUAGCUGGUGAGGGAUCCUUGAUCUUGGCAGGAUGGGG
Molecule: messenger RNA, 1437 nt
Organism: Peromyscus eremicus (cactus mouse)
Lineage: Eukaryota; Metazoa; Chordata; Mammalia; Rodentia; Cricetidae
Gene: Itfg2
Product: integrin alpha FG-GAP repeat containing 2
Exons: 12
Coding region: 54-1385 (443 amino acids)
Biological process (GO): regulation of TOR signaling
Cellular component (GO): KICSTOR complex
Molecular function (GO): protein binding
Source: RefSeq, a predicted model, not a curated record